GAAACGUGGCCAUACAUUUCACGCUUAGUUUCUAGUACUCAAUACUCAUGAGUCAUACGAUCAGCGGGAGUCAUUGUUCAUCCGAGAGUUCACAUUGGAUCCUCUGGAGCGGCUUGAUGGCCCCAGCCAGCCAUCGCCAUUUCCGCCGACGUCGUACCUGUCCACCGUUAUAGACUAGAACUACAAUGGCAAGCCAAGAUUCCCAGGGUUUUACAUGGCACUACACGGAGCUGGAUGACCGAAAUCUCGAAAUCCGAGGCCGAACAUUUUUCUUCGUGGUCGGGCUGUUCUCUAUUAUCCUUUUCGCGACCCUUCUCUUCCUGUAUGCUCGCUGGAUCUGGAGGUACCGUGGCCAACAUCCUACCACGUACCAUUCCAACGGAGCACGCCUAACACCGCCGCCUUCUCCGCCUCAGGGCCUCGACCCGGUUUCGAUCAAGAAAUUGCCUAUAGUUUUGCACCAAAGGGCUUCGGACGCCACCUAUAAAUUGGAGGGAACAGAGUGCUGUAUUUGCCUGAGCACGUUCAAAGACGGAGAGAAAUUGAAGGUUUUGCCCGGCUGCGACCAUAGUUUCCAUUGCGAGUGUGUUGAUAAGUGGCUUUCCAAUCACUCUAGCUGCCCUCUCUGCAGAUCUUCUCUCAAGGUUCAGUCUCCCUUUCCCAAGAUUUUGACUCAAGAACCAGCCAAUCGAAUCAAUCUUCCCUGGUAGCUUUGUUUUAUUUCUAGUAUUAGUUGUUAACUUGGCGGCUAUUUAUGUAUGAGCAGUGAGCAUGGAACGAGUAAUUGUAAAUCCAAGUUUCUCUUUUAUUUAGACUUGAGCUUGCGAUUGCAAAUGGCAAAAAGAUAAUAAUGAAAGUGGACUUGUUGGUGAGAGUAUUUAAUUUGAGUCCGUUCGUUGGUUCUUAAGUUAGAUAGGGUUUCGAAGACAUUCUAGUUAGGGACGCCAGUUGUGGGAUGAAGGUCCCGAAAAGAGUUGGUGUUUUGAGUCAGCCUGCGGGUUGGGUGCGUGCGUCCGAUAGGGACAUAUGGUCCAGCUUUGUGUUAUGUUAUGCAAAACGGAAGUGGAAAAAAUUGGGACCCCAAUAUCUGAGUAGAUGAUUCUGUUCUCAGGUGAGUGCUGAUCUAUGUAUGGUUUGCACUGGCUAAUGAGUUAGGAGGAUGCUUUGCUUGCUGUUAAAGGUUGGGUUGUCGCGUGACAUGGAAAGCUGCAUGCGUCCAACCCCAACUUUUGUCUGUUAAGUUGAGUGUUGCUUUCUGGCACCCGCGGGAGUGACUGGGACUGGGUCUUGGAGGUCCAUUAGACCAUGACAGUCGAGUUGUGGCAGUCUAGCAGAAUGGAUUGAUAGGAUAAGAAUAAGAUAAUGUGCUUUUGGAAUUUGGAAUUGGGGUGCUCUCUUGCUGCGAUCAACCAAUCAAUGAAGAUGGAUGGAUUAAUGGCAUGCUUGGCUUAUCCACUCCCGCCUGUAUCUUCAAGGUAUGGGCUUGUGUUAUGCAGCUGAUUAUCAUGUCAUGCUCAUACUUCUGUGACUGUGAGCCAGCCAGCUCCAUUGUUCUGCAGGCUGCAACUUAUCCUCUGGUUUUGCUGUUGAUUUCGGGCAGUCAGCUCUUGUAAAGAGAUGAAUAAAGUUAUAAUCAGUGUUUAAUUCAUCUUGUUUUAUGAUUUUUUA
Messenger RNA from Prosopis cineraria, 1668 nucleotides. Its product is annotated as RING-H2 finger protein ATL66-like. The transcript has a single exon. Lineage: Eukaryota; Viridiplantae; Streptophyta; Magnoliopsida; Fabales; Fabaceae. Bases 186 to 710 code for a protein of 174 amino acids. The record is from RefSeq and is a predicted model, not a curated record.